Messenger RNA from Oncorhynchus gorbuscha (pink salmon), 1384 nucleotides. RefSeq lists its product as uncharacterized. Bases 452 to 1369 code for a protein of 305 amino acids. Lineage: Eukaryota; Metazoa; Chordata; Actinopteri; Salmoniformes; Salmonidae. The transcript is spliced from 7 exons. The record is from RefSeq and is a predicted model, not a curated record.
ACUGCCCACACACUACCAGUGAGGAGACUGUCAACACUCACUACCAGUAGGGAGACUGCGUACAUACUACCAGUAGGGAGACUGCGUACAUACUACCAGUAGGGAGACUGCGUACAUACUACCAGUAGGGAGACUGCGUACAUACUACCAGUAGGAAGACUGCCUACACACUACCAGUAGGAAGACUGCCUACAUACUACCAGUAGGGAGACUGCGUACAUACUACCAGUAGGGAGACUGCGUACAUACUACCAGUAGGAAGACUGCCUACACACUACCAGUAGGGAGACUGCGUACAUACUACCAGUAGGAAGACUGCCUACACACUACCAGUAGGAAGACUGCCUACAUACUACCAGUAGGGAGACUGCGUACAUACUACCAGUAGGAAGACUGCCUACACACUACCAGUAGGAAGACUGCCUACAUACUACCAGACCUAGAGGAGGAUAUGGAUAUCACAGAUUCACCUGUGAAGGGAGGUAUCUCUAUACUUCACACAGAGGAGGAUGGGAAACACCACUAUGAAGUGGAGAAUAUCCUCAAGUUCAAGAAAGGAGGACAAGGAGGAGGAGCCUUUGCCAGUGAAGGAGACAAGCUCCUGACCAUCAAUGGAGUGGACCUACAGGAUCUAUCCCCAGAGGCCUUCGCCAAGAUUCUGACGGAAGGAAACCCCAUGUUGACUGUCCACCAAGCCAGCAGGGCUCCUCCACCAGGGAGAUGCCCAGAGGAGGGGGCUGAGGCCAGGGCUCUCCACCCGGUCUCCAAGGAGAGCACCAUACUCAGCUUCAGCCUGGAGAUGAGACGAGAGGAUGACCUGGACGACCUGGAGAGUGACUCCUAUCGCCCCAUGGAAGACCUCACAGAAGAGGAUGUCAACACAGCCGAUGGGGAGGUUGACGAUCUGUUCCUGGUUGCCAUGACGAACACCAGAAUCUCUGUGGUGAGGGGGCGUGGCUGCGGUGACGGGAGCUCUUGUCACAACUGUGGCAAGUCGGAUUGUAACUUCAACGAGGUUGUCAUGGUCGCAGAGUCCAGCAAAGUCACCCUGGUGUCACGAGGAAUGGGCAACUUGGAAAAAGUACAGCAGGUGGACAACCUCUUUAUUGAAAACUAUUUAUGUCGCAUGUACCUUCGGCGUAGACUCACACAUAAGAUGUGGAGUUUUCCUAGUUUGUCAGCAACUCCAGAGAAGAUCACCAUCUAUCACUACAAGUCUGACUGUGUGGACGGAGAGUUUCGAGGGGUCCCUGUGGUGCUCAACUUCACCAGCUCUAACUGUUUCCUCAAGUGUGUUAAGGACGGAGAGCGAGUCUCUCUCUGUGUUGGGGUGAGCACAUACCCUUCAGCUUUCUGCUGCUCAGACUAAUGUUAACAAGGCCCU